AGGCUCUUCCGGGUGAAAGUCUUGCUGUGUGUGGAUCCUUGCUCCCACAGUCACCUGUACCUGGUGCGAACUGGAGGCGAAGCAGGUGCACCUGCAAGCUAAAGAAAGGGCUGGCAGCAAGCUCCGAGCGAGCACUCGGGCGUCGGAAGGAACGGUGGGGCUGGGCGGAACUGGCCUCGGGUCCGCGGAGGGUGGACGCGCUCUCCCAGUCUCUGGAGGGAGGGUUUCCUGUGUGCGGGAGGCCGGGCAGCCAGGGCGGGAUUGGGCUCCUGACCUGCAGGCCACGGGGCGGGCUCUCUCUAGGGCCCUGAUUUGCCUGAAGAAGGUGCUUGGUGAAGGUGAAACGUUUGCACAUCCAAAUAGCUAGAGCCUCUUUCCAGAACUGCUGAUGCACUUAGUCCUGCAGCCAUGGAUUACUAUAGCUGAGCAAAUUUCAAUUCAACUUUUAGAAGAAGGAUGUGAGUUGCAAUUGAAGGGAGUGGGCAGGGUCCAGAUUUGACAGGAAAAGACACUUCUCUGGAGGUAUCUGAGAGUCCUUGGUUGGAGGGAAGCCUUACUGGUUAUAACUAAGGAAGUGAUUUCUUCAUUACUUCCCAAACACAUUCAUGUAAUUCCCUACCAUCUCCACCCUUUGUUUAUUCUGAGCUGCACAAACCAUGUUCAUCACCUCCCCUGGGAUUUACUGAGUUUACCCCGUACAGAGCCACACGAUAGGGGUAAAAAAAAAAAAAAAAAGACUAAAAACUAACUUAUUUUAAAAUUGCGACUUAGUAAAUACUCAGUAAUGCAGUUUGCUAGUAACAGAGCCAAUAAUUGAAUUCUAGUCUCUUGAGUACCAGGUCAUCUACUACAUUUAAGUUAUCUACCACAAGUUUCCUAGUAAAAGGUCCUCUUGUGAAACUGCAGCGAAGGUAGACCAAACUCAAAAAGACAAACAUCUUACAGCACUUUGAUUCUUUCUUUCCGGAUUCUCUCAAGUGGCUAAACACAUUAGUAGGAAAGUAGCUUUGCUUUUAACACUCUUGGCCCUUUCUCAAGAGAACCCGAAAAUGAACAAAUUUCAGAUUUGGAUCAAACCACACACCAUAAGGUAUGGUACCAGCUUCCUGAGGGGCCAGAUGGUGGAGCCAGAUGAUGCAACCUGGAAGUGUGGGCAAGUUAACUCACUGUGGGUGAACCUUGAAUGAAGGGAAAUGGAAAAUGAGAAGGAGAGGAAGAGGUUUUGUCAUGUUGCCCAGACUGGUCUCAAACUUCUGAGCUCCAGCGAUCCGCCCACCUCGACAUCUCAAAGUGCUGGGAUUACAGGUGUGAGCCACCACACCCUGACAUAUGUGUUUUCUUACUUCUCCUUUCUUACGUAAAAGAGAUCAGUUUCAUUCCGGGACCUAACUGUGAACUUCAACAAAGAGGAAUGGCAGCAACUGGACCCUGCUCAGAGGCUCCUGUACAGGGAUGUGAUGCUGGAGAACUACAGCAACUUGGUCUCUGUGGGAUAUCCUGUUAGCAAACCAGAUGUGAUUUUCAAAUUGGAGCAAGGAGAAGAACCAUGGAUAGUGGAGGAAUUCUCAAAUCAGAACUACCCAGAAGUUGAUGAUGCCUUAGAGAAGAACAAGGAAAUCCAAGACAAACAUUUGAGACAAACUGUAUUCUUCAGCAACAAAAUGCUGAUUACAGAAAGAGAGAAUGUAUUUGGGACAACAUUUAAUCUGGGCAUGAAUAGUGUUCCUUCAAGAAAAAUGCCCUAUAAAUGUAAUCCAGGAAGAAACAAUUUGAAAACGAAUUCAGAAGUAAUUGUUGCAAAGAAAAGCAAAGAAAGCGGAAAGAUUUCUGAUGAGUACAGUGGAUUUGGGAAGCCAUUAUUCCAUAAUAAGCAUGAGCAAAGUCAUUCGGGAAUGAGAAAAUACAGAUACAUUCCAAUGAGGAAAGCCAGAAAUCAAAAUGAAAAUCUUAUUCUGCAUCAGAACAUUCAGAUUUUGAAACAACCUUUUGACUAUAAUAAAUUUGAGAAAACUUUGUUCAAGAGGUCAAUUCUCAUUACACAGAAGGAGAGACAGACUGAAAGGAAACCAAAUGAAUGUAAUGAAUGUAGGAAAACCUUUUCUAGGAGAUCUACCCUCAUUGUACAUCAGAGAAUUCAUACAGGGGAGAAACCCUAUGUUUGUAAUGAUUGUAGGAAAACUUUUCGUGUGAAGACAAGCCUUACUCGACACCAAAGAAUUCAUACUGGAGAGAGACCCUAUGAAUGCAGUGAAUGUGGGAAAACUUUCAUGGACAAAUCUGCCCUCAUUGUACACCAGAAAAUUCAUAGAGGGGAGAAAUCCUAUGAGUGUAAUGAAUGUGGAAAGACCUUCUUUCGGAAGUCAGCCCUGGGUGAACAUUUCAGGUCACACACAGGGGAGAAGCCUUAUGAAUGCAAGGAAUGUGGAAAUGCCUUCAGCAAGAAAUCUUAUCUUAUUGUACAUCAAAGAACUCACAGAGGAGAGAAGCCAAAUGAAUGUAAGGAAUGUGGGAAAACCUUCUUCUGUCAGUCGGCCCUUACUGCACAUCAGAGAAUUCACACGGGGGAAAAACCCUAUGAAUGUCAUGAAUGUGAGAAAACCUUCUUUUGUCAAUCUGCUCUCAAUGUGCAUCGAAGAAGUCAUACAGGAGAGAAGCCCUAUGAAUGCAGUCAGUGCAGAAAAUUUUUAUGUACGAAAUCAGCCCUCAUUGCCCAUCAGAUAACUCAUAGAGGAAAGAAGUCUUAUGAAUGUAAUGAAUGUGGGAAAUUUUUCUGCCAUAAGUCAACACUCACUGUGCAUCAGAGAACACACACAGGAGAAAAACAUGGUGUAUUUAAUAAAUGUGGUAGAAUAUCCAUUGUGAAGUCAAACUGCAGUCAGUGUAAGAGAAUGAACACAAAGGAGAAUCUUUAUGAGUGUAGCGAACAUGGGCAUACCAUCAGUAAAAACUCACACCUCAUUGUACAUCAGAGAACUAUAUGGGAGAGACCAUAUGAAUGCAAUGAAUGUGGGAGAACCUACUGCAGGAAGUCAGCCCUCACUCACCAUCAGAGAACACACACAGGAGAGAGACCCUAUGAGUGUAAUGAAUGUGGGAAAACUUUCUGUCAGAAGUUCUCCUUUGUUGAACAUCAGCGAACUCACACUGGGGAGAAACCAUAUGAAUGUGAUGAAUGUGGGAAAUCCUUCUGCCAUAAGUCAACCUUCAGAGUUCAUAGAAGAAUUCACACAGGAGAGAAACCAUAUGAAUGUAAUCAAUGUGGAAAAACCUAUCGUCGACUGUGGACUCUCACUGAACAUCAGAAAAUACACACAGGAGAGAAACCUUAUGAAUGUAACAAAUGUGAGAAAACAUUUCGCCACAAAUCAAACUUUCUUUUACAUCAGAAGACACACAAGGAAUAAGUUCCAACAAAGUAAUGAAUUCCAACAAAGCAUCAAAUCAAAUAACUUACACAAUGCUAAACUAUGAAUAUGUGUAGAAAGCAAAAUCUUAUGAAUGUAAUGAAUAUGGAAAAGUUUUGUGUCACUAUUCAAUCCUCAGUAUACCAUCAGAAAUCAUUCAGGAAAGAAAUAGUUUAAUAAAUGUAUUCAUUGUGAAUUAUGAAAAUAUUCAAUAGCAAUUCAAAGGUUGUGCCAAAUGUCCCUCCCUUUCAAAAUAAUGAAACAAACAUUAUUUAAGUUAAAUUGUUACUUGGUUCCUCCACACAGUGUUACUUGGUAGUAUAUGUUAUGAGGUGUGAGGAUCUGACCUCCAUUUCAAAUCAAUACCAUUGUUCCUGUGAUAGUUGAGUAAUUCAGUUUCUCAAUUUAUGGUGUAUUUUCAGAUUAGGCAGCUUUUUUAUUGUCUGCUAACUCCAUAGUCUUCUAGUAGCAGACUAGCAUACUAUAUAGCUUUAUCUGCAAAGGUGACAACUCAGGAGAACUAACCAUGGUACUUCAUGCACCCAUGGUAAUUAUACCACAGAUGAGUUUUGGUAAAGCUGAGCUAAUGAAAGCUGUUCCUAAGACCUUUCUAAUGGAAGAGAGGCACAGGAUAACUAGUUUGUGAUACUGAAGCUUUCAGCCAAGUCAAGAAAACAGCAAUUGCAGUAGGAAAAACAUGCAGAAGUGAGCAUUCUUGAGCACCAAAAAGAAUUCUGAUGAUGGUGGAAUCCAAAAAGUGUUUCUCUGGUUUUAGUGUUCUCUAAUAUCCACUCAACCCUAUCUACCAGUGGUUUAUGUCAAUUAGUAUGUUUUCAAAGAUCUCUUGGAUUUCCUAAUCAAUAUCUUCAAUAGAGGUGUUCUUUAGAAGUCACUUACCAAAUUCUGAGAACAAAACGCCCCUGCAAAGCCAAUUAGGAUUACAUGGUAUGGAUAUAUGUGAUGAGAUAGGAUUGCCACUCAUAUGGGGUUAUUGGGAAGUGUUUACCUUUCAAGUCCUGAUUUCCACGAGUGGGGUUUUCCCUCUACCCAUUCCUAGCCUCUCUGUCACAUUAUGCAUUCUGCCCCAGGGAAGAUGAAGGGGGCUUAUCUAAUUGUUAAGAGUGAUGGGUAACUGGGGUUGCUCAGCUCAAUUUCUUCUUCAUUGUGGGCUGUCCUGCAAGUACAAUUUCUUGUUACAGUUACUGCCUGUGAUUGGUAAAUUGGUCUAAUUCUGUCAUUCAGCUAACUGGCCCAUUACCUGAAAGAUCACACUAAGUUGCAUCCUCCAACUCAAUUUGAUCAGUAAUAAAAAUUUCAUCCUGA
Molecule: messenger RNA, 4727 nt
Organism: Saimiri boliviensis boliviensis (Bolivian squirrel monkey)
Lineage: Eukaryota; Metazoa; Chordata; Mammalia; Primates; Cebidae
Source: RefSeq, a predicted model, not a curated record